GGGUCACGCGCAAACGUCUGUAGAAGAUAGACAGCCAAUUUCUUCGCCGGACACUUCCUGGGCGCGAUCAAAAUGAUGAAUAAAGGCGGAGCAGCUGGCGGUGGGGGAAUGGGAGGCUUAGGAGGUGGCGGGCCAACAGCCGCUGCUGCGGCGGCUGGUGCCCAAAAGCAAAAGAAUUUGAUGCAGAGAGUGGAGAACGACAUCGCCAACAUCGUUGACAAUUUCAGCCACCUCGUCAAUGUUUCUAGGGUUGAUGAUCCACCUGUGAGAAAUUCACAAGAAGCUUUCAUGAUGGAGAUGCGUGCAGCUAGAAUGGUUCAGGCAGCGGACUCUUUGCUUAAGUUGGUGUCGGAGCUGAAGCAAACAGCAAUAUUUUCAGGAUUUGCAUCUCUCAAUGAUCAUGUGGAACAAAGAACAAAGGAGUUUGACCAUCUGGCAGAAACAACGGAUAGAACAUUGGCAAGAAUUGGUGACAAGGCAGCUGCCAGCCUGAAGGAGCUUGAAUCACAUUAUUAUUCGUCUGCACAGAGGGCAAAUCCAGACCUACAGCCUUGAAUGCACGCGAACGGUUUGAAGUUUGGUGUUCUCAAGCAUUCCAAUGGCAGAAGCGCAGUAUCUUCCAUGUUCUACUGACAAAGACUGUGUAAUGCGCCCGCGAUUUUGUCCUCCUGGUUUAUUUAAGUGUGUACAGCAUUUUUGCCAAUGUGAUAAUCUGCCACCUGCUUAACCUUCUGAACAAAUCUUGGCAUAAACAGUGUUUUUAGUUUAAACCAUCAAUAAAACAUCACCAAGAUCUAUAUAUUAUUUCUGGUGUCAAAAUUAAAUCCCUGUAGCACAUUACUUUGUCUAUCUAUCAAGUUUACCAUA
Molecule: messenger RNA, 867 nt
Organism: Tripterygium wilfordii
Lineage: Eukaryota; Viridiplantae; Streptophyta; Magnoliopsida; Celastrales; Celastraceae
Product: mediator of RNA polymerase II transcription subunit 22a-like
Exons: 4
Coding region: 73-555 (160 amino acids)
Biological process (GO): regulation of transcription by RNA polymerase II
Cellular component (GO): mediator complex
Molecular function (GO): transcription coregulator activity
Source: RefSeq, a predicted model, not a curated record